AGCGUUCUUAAUUGUAUGAUUUCAGUUAUCAUUCUAAAUUAACUCAAAUAUGGGUCCACCACUUUCUAAACUGAAGAAAAAAGAAAAACGUAAAGAAGAAAACACGGCUAUAAGAGAACAGACGCUUCGUAAAGAAGAGACCCAAACCUACGACGAGGCGGCUCCCGAUGACCCGCAGGGAUGUGCUGACACGAAGCUAGACGAUGAGCCUCCUGCCAAUGGACGAAUUCGAAGUACCGAGAGCUUGGGAUUUGUCGUGACCAUUUACUCUUACAUUGGACGUGUCAAUACCGAGUUGACUUUCGACAAGGGCGAGAGGUUCGAAGUCCUUGACAAACCCAACGAGGACUGGUGGUGGAUGAGGAACCUGAAAACGAAUGCUGAAGGUUUCGCCUUUUCCGGCUAUGUUGUGCCGGCAACAUCCUUGGAAGUUCAGGAAUGGUAUUUCGGGGACAUAUCGCGCAAGGAAUCAGAAAAGUUGCUCUUAAAUGACCCGACUCUGCUCAACGGGACGUUCUUGGUGCGAAAGUCCGAGUCGUCGAGCGUACACUCGUACUCGCUCAGCUUCAAGGUGACCGCUGAAGGCAAGUCAUCCGUGAAACAUCAUCGAAUCUAUUCGAACGAUGGAGUCUACAUACAAAAUAAUCGGAAGUUCCGGACUCUGAAUGACAUGAUCACUUUCUACACUUCCUCUUCCUCACCAUUGAAGCUCAAGCAAGCGUGCCCCAAGCCUAAGCCCACCCAGUGGGACCUGUCUCCGGAGAUGAGAGACGAGUGGGAGAUUGACAGACGAACCCUCGUUUGCGAUGAAAAACUCGGCGCGGGGAAUUUCGGGGAAGUGUGGCAUGGCGUUUGGAACGGUACUCGGGAAGUUGCAAUCAAAACUUUAAAGCCAGGCAUGAUGUCACCCGAAGCCUUCCUGCAGGAGGCGAGCAUCAUGAAGAAGCUUCGUCACCGUAACAUUCUCAUCUUAUACGCCGUGUGCACCUUGGAGGAACCAAUCCUUAUUGUCACCGAGUAUAUGAACAGGGGAGCGCUGCUCGAUGUGCUCAGGAAAAAUGGAAAGAGUCUUGAGCUGCCAGAUUUGGUAGACAUUUGUACCCAGGUCGCGUCCGCCAUGGCGCACCUGGAGAGCAAAGGACUUAUUCAUCGCGAUCUGGCGGCUCGUAAUGUCCUCAUGGACUCGGACAAGCACUGCAAGGUCGCUGACUUCGGCCUCGCCAGAAUUGUUGAGCACGGAGAGUACAGUCCCAACUCUAAUGUCAACUUUCCUGUCAAGUGGACCGCGCCAGAAGCCAGCCUCUACGGGCAGUACACCAUCAAGAGUGACGUGUGGAGCUUCGGUAUCGUCAUGAUGGAAGUUCUUACGCUGGGGGCAAACCCAUAUCCUGGAAUGAGCAACAACAAUGUGAUGGAAGUAGUGCCCCAAGGCCACCGAAUGCCCCGACCAACGUACCCCAUUAAUUGCCCCGAGGGACUUUUCGACGUCAUCACGAAAUGUUGGCAAUAUCCCAACAUCGAAGACAGACCCACGUUCGAGUUUCUGGAGACGUAUCUCUCUGAAUGGGAUAUGAGUACCGACAUUAAUUAUGAUGAGCCGGAGAAUGCUGUUGACCAAUGAGGCUGUUUUAUUUGAAGGAACAUUCCAAGCUAUUACAAAUGUAUUGUGCUGAAAAUACGCACCUGCCAUCUCAGUAAUUUGGUAUUCUCAAACAAUAAAGUCUUUACGCCGCACUUGACCUUCGUUCCAGAAAGUAAAAUUUACUAUAAAUCAACUGAAUUUCUACUCCAAAACAAAGGUUAACAAGAACAUGUAUAUAUUUCCACUCCUGAAAGGCUGAAAGUCAAACGUGAGCUGAUGUGUUCAAAUUCAAAAAAAUUCAAAUCAAAGCGAGAAUCAAUAUGGAAAGUUCGUACUAUAAUUAUGGAGAAGAAUCAAACACUUAUUCGUCAUAAAGUUGUAGCUAAACAAAUACCCACGGAGAAUAAGACAAAAUUGGAAGACGUAGGCAUACUCCCUGUAUAGUUUUGCUUCGGUCGUGCAUUGAAGGUACUGUAAUAUCAAGUAAUGAUAGAGUUUAACUAUUUAAAAAUAUUUUAUUUUUUCUUAAUAGUGUUUGAUAAUAUCGUUGAUUGACUGGGCAAACAAUGCAUUGCAAUCAAUUUUAGAAUUCAUUUUUCUGUCUAUUGUAUAAGAAAUCUAUUGCUAUAAUUGUUUCGACUUAAAUGAACUCCUGCAAUAAAACUGCGAAUGCAUCAUGAAUGAUUUGGGAUUUGAAGAGAAAUGUUGAUGGUUGCAAAUGAUUGAAGUAAUAUCCAAUUUUUCAUUGACCUAAGUGAUUGAAAACGAAGAAAUUUCAUGUGUAAAUUUCAAGUAAACAUUGACGAACUUUGAAGAAGUUAUUUGUCUUAGCUUAAAGAUUGGACGUAUAAAGGGAAAUGUCGAGCGAUAGUUUCACACACCUCAUUUAAGCUGAGUAAUUGAAAUACUUUAAUGUUAGAGCAAGCCCUAUAAUAUUGACGAUCAGUAAUUUUUAAUGUCAAUAAUCACUAAUAACAAAAAAAAUUAAGAAAUAGGUUUUUACGACACAAUCUAAACGCCAUUGAAAAUGUGAUGCAGAUAAGGCCAAACAUAUCAUCAUAUUUUCUUCCAUUACCUAUUAGCCACUGUUACUGUUUUCGACUUACAAGACUCAAGCUACAUGAUGGCUGCUGAUGAAUAAUUUGAGGAUGCACUGAUGCAUGUCACCCCGGAUCCCCGAUGACGGUGUUAAAGUAUAAAAUACUUUCAGUUCUGUGACGCUGCUAAGUCGAAUGCAAAUUUCAAAUGUACAUUUACUAUAUCCAAAAUAUUUUUUCGGUCAAUUUCAACAUCUUGUUGAAAAUUUACGAUAUUGUCGUAUUAGUUACAUUCUAACUAGUGUAAUGACCUAAAGGUCAGCUUUGUAUUUAAACAUGAGUGAAAAAAUCAAUUUGUUAUGCUUGGUAAUUUUUGUUAGAAUGAUUCUUUAGAAUUAAAUAAUAAUGUCUAUAGAGGCUAAAAUAAACUAAUUGU
Hyalella azteca is the source of this 3055-nucleotide messenger RNA. RefSeq names its product tyrosine-protein kinase SRK3. Gene Ontology annotation, cellular component: extrinsic component of cytoplasmic side of plasma membrane. The transcript is spliced from 12 exons. The record is from RefSeq and is a predicted model, not a curated record. Gene Ontology annotation, biological process: cell differentiation; innate immune response; cell surface receptor protein tyrosine kinase signaling pathway. NCBI's taxonomy places the organism in Eukaryota, Metazoa, Arthropoda, Malacostraca, Amphipoda, Hyalellidae. Gene Ontology annotation, molecular function: non-membrane spanning protein tyrosine kinase activity; signaling receptor binding; ATP binding. The coding region runs from base 50 to 1621 and encodes 523 amino acids.